Messenger RNA from Haliotis rubra (blacklip abalone), 2020 nucleotides. Its product is annotated as major facilitator superfamily domain-containing protein 8-like. Gene Ontology annotation, molecular function: transmembrane transporter activity. Gene Ontology annotation, biological process: transmembrane transport. The coding region runs from base 44 to 1660 and encodes 538 amino acids. Lineage: Eukaryota; Metazoa; Mollusca; Gastropoda; Lepetellida; Haliotidae. The record is from RefSeq and is a predicted model, not a curated record. The transcript is spliced from 13 exons.
AAGAUGACAGGUUCUCGUGAUGUGAUAUAAAGACCCAAGAAAUAUGGUGUCGCUCAAAGCUAAGAAAAGGUUGACUUAUUUUACAAUGGGUGCAUACUUUUUCAUGGGAGGAGUCGAGUAUGCUGUGAUCCUGCCCAGUGCAUGGUUGUACAUCCACACCCGGUUCAAUGCAGAGGAGUACUACCUGGGUUUCAUGCUGUCUGCCUUCAGCUUCUCAGGGAUGUUUGCUGGGCCACUGAUGGGCAGGUGGGCAGACAAGUCACGCCGAGUGAGGUUGAUACUACUGUUUGCUGUAUUGUUUGAGAUCGGUGGCAGCUUCAUGUACUUCAUAGGAAUAUCCAAGUACUUCCUGAUUGUCAGUCGACUGGUCGCAGGUGUCGGUGUUGGUGGUGAGGCUGUGAUAUUGGCAGAGAUUGCCCGCUUCACUACAGAACAAGAGAGGACAUCGGUGAUCUCAAAACUUAUAGCUGUCCGACAGUGUGGGCUGUUGCUAGGUCCGGGUUUCAACUUCUUCCUGACGCUGGUCGAUUUUAACAUCGGUCCUUUCAAAGUGGACAGGUUUUCAUCACCCGGGCUUCUGAUGGCCUUGAUCUGGCUGAUAAUGGAACUGCUUCUGUUGCUUCUCUUCACCGAACCGGGGGAGAAGUGUUCCGGCAGGUGCAGACGCCACACUGCCACUGCCACGCCAAACAUGUAUGGUUCCAUAGGCAAUGCAUCAUUUUCCAAUAUAUCAGUGGCAAGCUACGGGUCUCUAGGUAAUGAAUCGCUAGGCAGUGUUUCUAUUGGAAAUUCUUCCGAACUUAUUGAGUCUGCAGAAAGACUUAUGCAAAGUGACUCCUCGGGGAUGGGUGACAAGGACAAAGUGACAAAACGAAAGAAUAGCCGCAGUAGAAAAUUAAAAGGAUUCUUAGACUCCAAGGAACAUCCAGUGUUGCCGAGAGAAGAAAGUGUUACAGAUGUGAAGGACCCUUUCAGUGAAGGAAGGCUUAAGUUCUUAUAUGAUGAAUAUAUCCGAGAAGAAAUAGUUGUGCUGCUCGGAUUACAGUUUAUCACUAUAUUUGCUCAGGUCACACUAGAGACAAUGUUAACUCCACUGACAGACAGGCUGCUUCACUGGAACGAGCUUCAGAACAGUUUUCUGUACUGUGGGGCUGGGGUGGAGAUCAUCUUAAUCUUUAUAUUGACGAGCUGGUUGAGUCGGAAGAUCGAAGAUCGUUAUUUGAUUGCGAUCGGCGGGUUUAUUCUGACAGUUUCCAACGUGUGGUACCUGUACUUCCUACCCACCUGUACCCCGGACAACCCGGGCUGGACGUUACCCGGUUUUAUUGUUGGCACCAUCUUUGAUGUGGCCGGUCUGCCAUUCCUGCUGGUGUGUGGGGUAUCACUGUAUUCGAAACUCACACGCAGGGAAACACAGGGUUUGAGCCAGGGCGUUCGAAGGAGUGUGACAGGUCUUGGCACCAUCAUGGCGCCGCUGUGGGCUGGGUCGACCGUCUCCAUGCUGUAUGUCGGUAUAGGGGUGCUAGUGGCUCUGCUGCUUAUAUCACAGAUCAUGUUGUGGUUGUCCUUCAAGUGGUUGAAGCCGCCCCAGUCACCGCCCUCCUCCCCAACAACAAACCAUGAAGCUGACGCCGCGGAGAGGCAGCCGCUGGUAGCAUGAGCCACACCAAGACAUACAAUCAUGACUCCUUGUCAGAGAUCAGGUCUCACAAGUCAUGCUACUGUGUCACAACCCUAUCACAGACUCACUUAUUGGGUGAACUUACAUAUUACUUGUUGUCAGAGGUAAAGUCUCACAAGCCAGUGACCUGACCUGAGAGGCAGCCAUUUAUUAGCCUGUAUUAAAUCCAUGACAUAUACCCUCUGCCUGAUUGAGUCUCCACUAAACCACUUUAAAAUCAUUAUACAUAUCCAAGCAUUUAGAUACAUUUCUUUCUUGGCAUGUAACAUAUGUUAUAUUAUGGAUUACGCUUUCUCAGUAAAGUACAGAUUCUAGUACUUUUUGGGGGGGUUGAGUCCA